AUGUCUUUAUUAGCGGUACAACAACAAUCGAUCGUUAAGAGUAUUAUCCUUCCGAAAAUAACACAAAAUCGUUUACCAAUCGUUCACAUUUUAACUUCCCGAACAGAUAAUGAUGAUGAACGAAAAGUUGAACCAUUUCAAUUCGAAAAGAUAAUCAAAUUCCUUCAAGAUCCUCUUUCAUCACAUCUAAUUGAUCGGCGUGUACGUCUUUGUAGCAAAAUAUGUCAACAUCACAAAAACGGAUAUAUUUUAAAAGAUUUGCAUUAUCUUAUGAAGAUCUUCAAUAUACUUGUAGAUCUUUGUCAACAACAACCAUUAUUUAUCGAUCCUUUUAUAGAAAUUUUGAAGAAUUGUUCAAAAGCAUUUCUUUUGGAUAAAUCGACAGAUGCAGAGAUUUAUUCAUCUGCACUCGUAUCGUUUUAUUCAGAUUUUGGAUAUCUUCUUCGUAUACCGAAUAAGCGUAUUCAACAAUGUAUUCUUGAAACGCUUUACAAAUCAAUUCAAACAACAAAUAAAUCACCAAGAAUUGACGAUGACUACGACGGUCUGAGACCAGCAGCACGCAUUUAUUUACUUCGCACUCAAUGUAGUAGUGAUCUUUGUGAGACACUUGUUAAAGCACUUUCUAUGGUACAAAAUGACUUAUCACUUCGUAUUCAAAUAAUAAAAUUAUUACAAAUUUAUUCAUCUAAAUCAUUCAAUUGUGUGGUAAGAAUGUUGACGCACGAUUGUGUAAAUCGUUUAAUAACGAAAAUGAACGACCCUGAUCCAUCAGGAGAGCUAUUAUUUCGUACUAUUGAAUUAUUAUGGAAUCUAAUUGAAAAUGGUGACGAUGAACAAGUUGCUGACCAAUUGAAUUCACGUGUUACUAUGGGUCUUCUAAAAGAAGCAUUUCUUGGUCAAGUUACACAAAGUCACAGUCAAUAUCAUCGCCAAUUAAGAAAUGAUAUUCUUGUUGUUUUAUCACUUAUUAUGAAUGCUAAUCCAAAUGCUCCAGUCGUUGAAACCGGUUUUGCAAAGCAAUUGUUUUUACUUGCCUCUUGUCCUGAAUUACGUAGUAAUAGUCCGUUAGUAAAAAAUUUCAAAUUAACAACGAGUCAAGAAGAUUUCGAAUUUAAAAAAUUACUUAUUAACACAGUUGUAAUACUUAAUCGAAAUCCAAUGAUGGGCGAAUUAAUGAGCAGUAGUCGAGUUUUAUUGGCACUGUUGUCUUAUAUUGAACCUUUACCAAGAAAAACAGAUCAUCAAAUAAAUACAUUUCAUUGGAACGAAUCACAAUAUGAAGACCUACAAUUGCAUGCACUUGCAGCUCUUUCAAUUCUCUUGCCACAUUCAUUAAGUGAAUAUUUUGAGUAUGGUGUUAGUACAAGACUUUUAUUAUUUUAUGAAUGGACAAUCAGUCAAGAUGAAUAUAAAAGUGAAGGAAAUAGCUUUUUUGCUAAAGGUGGUCGAAACACUAAACGAUCGCAAUUAAGAUAUACAGUACGAUUGUUUCGUAGUCUUGUGUCAACAAAAGAUGAACGUAUUUAUCUAGACUUAUGUGAUCAAGGAAUUAUUCCAUCGCUUACAGGAUACUUGAGAGUUAUGACUCAAGAGAAAUCAUCGCAUAUAGAUUAUGUUGAUUUAGAUAUUAUUUGUGAUGGAUUGUUUAUUCUAAGUUGCAUGGGUGAAUUAGAUGUUCAUAGAAAAGAAAUUUUCGGCUCUGAAGGUAUUGAAAUGUUAAUUCAAAUACUUUCAACGAAAUCUUCGUGUGUUUGUGGUGGUCUUGGUUAUCAUCGUUUGCUUGUCGCAACUAUUGAUUGUGUAUGGUGUUGUAUUGUCGGCAGUAUUCUCAAUGAAGAUGAAUUUAUUCAAAAACAAGGCAUUUUUUCUCUACUCGAUUUAAUCGAAAUGAAUCCGAAAUCUUUACAAAACAUCGUUCUUGGAUGUUUACUAGAUUUAACAGAGAAUGCAAAAUGUCUUCAUUUUAUGAUGGCAUGGAAAGGACAUAAACAAGAUUAUUUUCCACAUGUUCUUUGUGAAUUAUGGCGAGACGAAGAACAUGAAACCUAUGUUGCUCGGACAGAGAGAGGCGUUAUUGGUGAUCAUCGAAAACCUUUAAUGGGGUUUCUUCAACAAUCAGUACCAUUAACUCCGCUUAAGCAUUUGGAACCAUCCCGAGCAAUAUUAGAUCUAAUUGAUAAUAUGCGUUCGAAGAUCUAUGGAUUUUUUUGUAAAAUAGGUUUCGGUGACUUGCCGGGUUUACAAGAAGAAGAUUAUAUUACACUGUGUAUUAUUGAAAAUUUUCUUGAUUUUAAAAUGGGUGAAAUAUGGCAAGAAAUUAUUACUGAACUUGAGAUGGAAGGUGUAAAAUUAAUCGCAUCAGAUAAUGAAGCGACGGAUACAAUCUUACGAGCGUCAGAAGAACGUGCCUUAGCUGUAACUGCAACACAAAAUUAUAUCUUACAACAAUAUCAUAAACAUGAUUUAGAAUUCGAAAAAACAUUUUACAAUGAAUUAAUAAGAAACCAUAUAUUUCACGAAAAACAACUCGAUCGAUGGAAAUCUUUUAUUGCAAGGACAUCAAAAUAUCCAUUAUUGAUGAUUGCAAAAGAUUCUCAAAAUCAAGCUAUUCGGCAAUCUCGACCUGAAGAAAAAGAUUAUUCAGGCUAUCAUACGGUUCAUAAUUUUGAAAUUCCAAAUCUAUCUAUAACGACGUUUUCUGGACAAUUUUUAAAAAUUGAAAGUACACCACUUGAAAUAUUAAUCAGACAUUGA
Rotaria socialis is the source of this 2757-nucleotide messenger RNA. NCBI's taxonomy places the organism in Eukaryota, Metazoa, Rotifera, Eurotatoria, Philodinida, Philodinidae. The record is from the annotation of a GenBank genome assembly.